AUGGCAACAUGAGCAAAUUUAGGGCUACAAGAUAGAACUUCCCCUUUAAUAGAACAAUUAAAUUUUUUUCAUGAUCAUACUCUUUUAAUUUUAACUAUAAUUACAAUUUUAGUAGGAUAUAUUAUAGGAAUACUAAUAUUUAAUAAUUUUACUAAUCGAUUUCUUCUUCACGGUCAAACAAUCGAAAUUAUUUGAACAGUAUUACCUGCCAUUAUUUUAAUAUUUAUUGCUUUCCCUUCUUUACGAUUAUUAUAUUUAAUAGAUGAAAUUAAUACUCCUUCAUUAACUUUAAAAUCUAUUGGUCAUCAAUGAUAUUGAAGUUAUGAAUAUUCAGAUUUUUUAAACUUAGAAUUUGAUUCUUAUAUAAUCCCUACAAAUGAAUUAGAAACAAGAGGAUUCCGUUUAUUAGAUGUCGAUAAUCGUAUUAUUUUACCAAUAAAUAACCAAAUUCGAAUUUUAGUAACAGCAACAGAUGUACUUCAUUCAUGAACAAUUCCAUCUUUAGGAGUUAAAGUUGAUGCAACCCCCGGUCGUUUAAACCAACUUAAUUUUUUAAUAAAUCGACCAGGACUAUUUUUUGGGCAAUGUUCUGAAAUUUGUGGAGCUAAUCACAGUUUUAUACCAAUUGUAAUUGAAAGAGUUCCUAUAAAUUUUUUUAUUAAAUGAAUUAUUUCAAUAACUAAUU
Messenger RNA from Anopheles bellator, 685 nucleotides. The record is from the annotation of a RefSeq genome assembly. NCBI's taxonomy places the organism in Eukaryota, Metazoa, Arthropoda, Insecta, Diptera, Culicidae.